Molecule: messenger RNA, 969 nt
Organism: Vollenhovia emeryi
Lineage: Eukaryota; Metazoa; Arthropoda; Insecta; Hymenoptera; Formicidae
Exons: 1
Coding region: 1-969 (322 amino acids)
Biological process (GO): DNA integration
Molecular function (GO): nucleic acid binding
Source: RefSeq, a predicted model, not a curated record
AUGGGGGACCUUCCGACUCCGCGAGUUACCCCGUCAUCUCGGAGCUUUCUACAUUGCGGCCUCGAUUACGCCGGACCAGUCCAGAUUCGCAUUUCAAGCGGUCGCGGUAUCAAAUCGCGUAAGGCAUACAUCGCCUUAUUCAUAUGCCUCGCCAGCAGAGCAAUUCAUUUAGAACUGGUCGGCGAUUACACGACGUCCGCCUUUUUUGACGCGUUCUCGCGUUUCUGCGCUCGUCGAGGACUUCCGCGGGAUAUGUACUCAGACAAUGGAACGACGUUCGUCGGCGCCGACAAGGAACUGCAACGAGCCUAUCGUGCGGCGAUGCAAGAUUCAAAUUUCCGUAACGCUACCGCCUCCGACAAUAUUGCCUGGCACUUCCUUCCUCCUUCCGCGCCUCAUUUUGGAGGACUGUGGGAAGCAGGCGUCCGUAGCGUCAAAUAUCAUAUUCGACGAAUUCUUAAGAAUGCGACUCUCACGUUCGAAGAGUUCACGACGCUGUUAUGUAGGGUGGAAGCGUGCUUAAAUUCUCGGCCUCUCGCACCGCUUCGAGAUACCCCGGAUGAUUUCGAAAUUUUAACGCCCGGUCAUUUCCUCAUCGGAUCCGCGCUUAAUGUCAGUCCAGAACCUUCCGUGUUGAAUCUCAAGGAAAAUCGAUUGUCUCGCUGGCAGCUAGUCAGGCAUAUGACCGAGAGAUUCUGGAAUCUAUGGCAGACAGAUUAUUUGAAUACACUACAGCAACGCACGAAAUGGAAGACUCAGAAGCCUUCUGUAAAGGUCGGACAAAUGGUGCUUUUGAAGAAUUCCACACUCCCACCCUGCAAAUGGGAACUCGGUCGCAUUCUUGAGUGUCAUGCCGGAUCCGACGGAUUAACUCGCGUCGUGACUAUCAAGACCGCUACGUCAGUGUUCAAACGACCGAUCGUUAAAAUAUGCAUCCUCCCAGUCGAUACUGAAAGUCCAUCCCGGUAG